AUGCUGGAUGGCGUACCACUAUCUCGGGUUGAAGGAGGAGCACCCGAAGUGGAGACGGUAGAAACACUGGACGUGAAUGAGAUGAGCGUAUUCUUAGAAGUAGAUGUAAGGCUCCCCGGCACCAACUGGCUGGUUGAACCAGAGGACCCAGAAGAGGAAGAGGAAGCGAUGCCAGAUAGCGUACCACCAUUCGAAGUUGAAGAAGGAGCACCUGAAGUGGAGACGGUAGAAACACUGGACGUGAAUGAGAUGAGCGUAUUCUUAGAAGUAGAUGUAAGGCUCCCCGGCACUAAAUGGCUGGAUGAACCAGAAGAUAAAAGUGAUGUAGUGCUGGGCUUGGAGACAAUGGACGACGAGGAAGCAAUGGCCGAAGAUUUGGUUGAUGCUACUGAGGAGAUAAUGGACGAGGACUGGGUGGGGUGGAUCAGAGAGGGUGUCGAGCCUAUUACCGAGUUCGGGGCAGAUGAAGACAGACUUGGAACAAUCGUAGCCCUGGUGCUAUCAGAUGCCAGGGAACCGAAGGUUUUAGUAGAGCUUCUAAGGGAGCUCGGCGCGAUUGAGCUGAGUUUUGACGUGAUUGCUGUGCUAGAUCUCAAGUCCGUACUACCUGCGGGGAGGGUAGUGACGGCUGAAGAGACGUCGGGAAGUGAGGUCCCUGUUCUCGAGACAGAUGCUGUACUACUCCCUGGCACGAUCGUGUGA
Messenger RNA from Lindgomyces ingoldianus, 702 nucleotides. RefSeq lists its product as uncharacterized. The coding region runs from base 1 to 702 and encodes 233 amino acids. The transcript has a single exon. NCBI's taxonomy places the organism in Eukaryota, Fungi, Ascomycota, Dothideomycetes, Pleosporales, Lindgomycetaceae. The record is from RefSeq and is a predicted model, not a curated record.